AUGGAACAGCUGCCCGGCCUAGCCUCUCCGGGGGUCACGACACGGUCUCCUCCCUUUCCCGGAGCCUGCGCUCACGGGCCGGAAACGCAGCAGGACCCUAAACCAGCCCUGGCACCCCAACGGCCCAAGGAGAAAUCGCGCCUCUGGGUCAACCGAGCGCUGAACUCUUCGUUAACCCUCACAGCUAACCCUGGGGCCGGGACCCUUCGCCUUCUGCACAAUCAAGCGACCGGCCCGCUGCGGCAGGGGUCAGGGCCGCGGUCCCAAAUCCUCUCGGCACCACCUCCACUUUCCCGCCACCAGGAAAGCAUCCGGUACGGAGGAGAGGGGCCGCGGGCGGCGGGCGCACCCCGCGGGAGGAGCAGGGCCCGCCCGCGCGCCGAAGGCGCCCGCCUCGCCGCCCCGCACUCGCACGCCUCGGGCUUUCUCCUCUUGCCACCGCGGGCAGCCGCGGGCGCUACGCUUCCCCGCGGUCUUCACUGUUUUUCAUCCGCAGCGGGUGAGGUCUGGGGUCAGAAAGCAUGGGGCCGCAGGAGCUCGGCUGCGCGCAGCCGGCGGGCGAAGUGCGCGGGGCCCGGUUGCGUGGCAACCCCGCCGCCUAGGGCGCCCUCUACAGCAGGAACCCACCCUGGCGCAGGCUGCGGCGCCGGGUCGUCCCGGGGAACCGCAGGGGCGAGCUCGGCCAGGGCUGCAGAGCCCGCGCCUCCCCGCAGCGGGCGGAGUGCGGGAUGCAGGACCAGAGCGGGGGAGGCGCAGGGUGGGGGCCGAAAAGAAACCUCGAGCCGGUGCUUUCGCCCACGCCUGCGGGGUCGGAUUCGGGAUGGGGCCCAGCCUGGGCGGUCCACGGGCGGGCGGUUCUUUGAGAAGCGGCAUCUAGGGCCGGGGUUCUCAACCUCUGGGCUCAUGAGGAUCGCCCAAGGAGUUUUCGAACCGUCGCACGCCCAGGCUGUGUGCCCGACCGAAGAGCUCAGAAUCUGGAAGGGCAGGAGUCCAGUCCAGGGGCAGACACUCCCUCUGGAUUUGAAUCCUGAUUGGAUGGCCCGAGAGGCUGAACCAGCCACUGCCAUCUGCACCAGCUCUUCCUCACGAUGAUUUAGAGAAUCUUCAAGCCAAUGUAAAUAUUCGGCAAUCUGGCUAUAUACCUGCACGGUAUCUCCCGUCUUUUAGCAAGAACCAUGAGGACUACAGGAUACACAACUGUCUAGAAUUCUACUCAGGCCUGCAAGACCUCCUACAAGCAAGAAAGCACCUUCCCUGGAACUCGACGCGACAGGAACUGCAAGCUCCUAGACUGCUACGCAACCUCGACAUCAGCACAUGUACACGCACUGAGAGGCAUCAUCCAGUUCUGUAGGCAACUGCUGCUUUCCUCAAACAAUAACUGCCCUUUUAUUAUGCACUACAGGGAUACAUACUUGUCCCUCAGCAUCCUGGGAGACACAGUCCCUUAUAUAAAAGUGUCGUAAUUUGUAUAUGAUGUAUGCAUGUCCUCCUACAGAUUUUAAAUCAGCUCUAGAUCACUUAUGAUAAUAAAUACAAUGGAGAUGUCAUGGA
This is a messenger RNA of Chinchilla lanigera (long-tailed chinchilla), 1554 nucleotides long. Its product is annotated as translation initiation factor IF-2-like. The transcript has 6 exons. The coding region runs from base 1 to 1092 and encodes 363 amino acids. NCBI's taxonomy places the organism in Eukaryota, Metazoa, Chordata, Mammalia, Rodentia, Chinchillidae. The record is from RefSeq and is a predicted model, not a curated record.